Messenger RNA from Coffea arabica (coffee), 579 nucleotides. RefSeq lists its product as uncharacterized. Lineage: Eukaryota; Viridiplantae; Streptophyta; Magnoliopsida; Gentianales; Rubiaceae. The record is from RefSeq and is a predicted model, not a curated record.
AUGGAAGGACAAGAUUCUUCUGACUUAAGGUGUCGGGAUCUUGAUUUGGCACUUCAUGAGAAUGAACCACCCAUUCCCAUGGAUUCUAGUUUGUCAAAUGAAAAGGCUGCUUAUGAGCGGUGGGAGCGAUCUAAUCACUUAAAUUUGAAGCUCAUUAAGUCACAUAACAAUCAAAGCAUUAAGGGUUCAAUCCCUGAUUGUGACCCAGUCAAAGCUUACAUGAAAGCAAUUGAUGAACAAUUUGUAAGCUCUGACAAGGUUUUGGCUAGCAGUCUUAUGAAGAAAUUUGCACGCAUGACAUUUGACAAAAGUGGGAGUGUGCGUGAGCACAUUAUGGAAAUGAAGGAUAUUGCUGCUAAACUAAAGUCCCUUAAAGUUGAGAUUUCUGUGUCAUUUCUUGUGCAUUUCAUUCUCAACUCUCUCCCAUUGAAAUAUACUCUGUUUAAGAUCUCUUAUAACACACAUAAAGAAGAAUGGUCAAUUAAUGAACUCUUGAUUGAUACGAAUUCCGUUGAUGAUGAAAUUCGUGACAACAAAUUCCGAAUCGAUGGCGAUUGUUAUAGGUUUGGAAAUGGCUGA